UUUUCUUAUUUGCUGUGUUAGACUCGAGUACAAGCAUCAACCAUGUCCUUUCCUGAAAUAAUUUCUAAGCUGCCACAGAUUGGGGUACGAGGUUUAUACAGGGGGUCAAUCCCUGCAAUUCUUGGACAGUUUUCAAGCCAUGGCUUGCGAACUGGGAUAUUUGAAGCGAGUAAAUUGGUGAUGAUAAAUGUUGCCCCGACACUACCAGAACUUCAGGUACAAUCCGUGGCAUCAUUCUGUAGCACGUUUUUGGGAACAGCUGUGCGGAUUCCCUGUGAGGUGUUAAAGCAGAGGUUACAGGCUGGUAUUUUUAACAAUGUCGGCGAGGCUUUGGUCGGUACUUGGGAGCAGGAUGGUGUUAAGGGUUUCUUUCGUGGAACUGGAGCUACCCUUUGUCGCGAGGUUCCGUUUUAUGUUGCUGGCAUGGGGCUUUAUGCUGAAUCUAAGAAGGGUGUGCAAAAACUGCUGGGACGGGAACUGGAGGCCUGGGAAACAAUUGCGGUUGGAGCUUUAUCCGGCGGCCUGGCGGCUGUUGUGACGACACCAUUUGAUGUCAUGAAAACUAGAAUGAUGACUGCGCAGGGUCGGUCGGUGCCGAUGACCAUGAUAGCUAUCUCUAUACUCCGGCGUGAGGGACCCCUUGGUUUGUUUAAAGGGGCUGUGCCAAGGUUCUUUUGGAUUGCUCCUCUUGGUGCGAUGAACUUUGCAGGUUAUGAGUUAGCAAGGAAGGCCAUGAAUAAAAAUGAGGAGGUUAAGACUGUCAGUUCAGAGUAAUGUUGUUUCAUACAGCAAGCAAACUAAAUCCUAGUCUUAACUGAAUUUUUGAGUUUCUAGCAGCAAUCAAUGAGUAAGGCCAUUGAUAAAUGCGGCUCUGAAAUACACAUUUUGUUUCAUUUGUUCAUUUUCUACUUUCUGAGUCUGCCAUUUGUAGCAGCAGAGUACAAAAAAUAUGUUCUACUUGCACACUAAAAAGGUUCAAUUUGUUCAUCUGA
Molecule: messenger RNA, 992 nt
Organism: Lotus japonicus
Lineage: Eukaryota; Viridiplantae; Streptophyta; Magnoliopsida; Fabales; Fabaceae
Exons: 4
Coding region: 43-774 (243 amino acids)
Cellular component (GO): mitochondrial inner membrane
Molecular function (GO): S-adenosyl-L-methionine transmembrane transporter activity
Source: RefSeq, a predicted model, not a curated record